Aspergillus fischeri NRRL 181 is the source of this 2595-nucleotide messenger RNA. RefSeq lists its product as uncharacterized. Bases 1 to 2595 code for a protein of 864 amino acids. NCBI's taxonomy places the organism in Eukaryota, Fungi, Ascomycota, Eurotiomycetes, Eurotiales, Aspergillaceae. The record is from RefSeq and is a predicted model, not a curated record. The transcript is spliced from 2 exons.
AUGGCUUCGAAACUACCCAGGAUAGCCAAUAUCAACCAUGCCGCCGGCAUCUAUGCUGACAUGUCGGUGGAUGGUCCCGCAAUCGGCACGCUGGUCGCCGUCAUUGACCGCGCGAAGAAUCUGCCGAAUAGAAAGACUAUGGGGAAACAGAAUCCGUACUGUGCUGCGCGGUUAGGGAAGGAAGCGAAGAAGACAGAGACUGACCUGCGAGGAGGGCAGACGCCGAAAUGGGACCAUGAGCUUCGAUUCACGGUGCACGAAUCACCCGACUACUUCAGACUCAAGGUAUCGAUCUUCAACGAUGACAAAAAGACCGACCUGAUCGGCGAAACCUGGAUCGAUCUGAAAGACUUGAUCAUCCCCGGAGGAAGCCAGAGCGACCAAUGGCAUCCGUUGCAGUACCGAGGAAAGUAUGCUGGUGAAGUUCGCAUCGAGAUGACUUACUACGAUACCAGGCCAGAAGACGAGGCGGUGAUUGAACGGCGAACGCAAGCCGCCGAGAAGGCCCAUGCCAAGAGCAGUGGUUCGAGACCGGGCCCGGCCGCUCCUGUCAGCUCGUCGUCUUCUCUGUCGGGCCCUCGCCAGCUCGAGAAGGUCAAGAGACGACCGCUUCCUAGCGACCCUACCGCCUCGACUCCUGCGCGUCCGGGACCCCCCGAAAAGGCUCCCUCGGCGCCUGUGCCGUCUCAUCCUGCUCCAGUGAGACCGGUGCAUCACGAGCAUGCUCAUUCCAUGCCUACCAUGAAUGGCGCCGAUCACAUGCGCUAUUCGCAAAGACAAGCACCUGAGGCUCCGUACGAUGCAUAUGCAUCCGCGUCGCAGGCUCCGCUCCCGGCAAAGGUGUAUGACACGCCUGACGACUUUCAUCGAGAGUGGAAUCACGCGGCGCCGGCCCAUCCCGCACCAGCACCUCUCAGGCGAUCUCCACAAGAAGAGAGCUAUCCGUACCGUGAGAGACCCGAUGCCUAUGACAAUCGGCAGCAUGCACGGCCACGUUCCGGCUAUGGCAAUGGACCGGCUCCGGAUUACCGCAGUAUGCCACCGAGCAGACCAGAGUACCAGUCCCAACCAGGGCCGGACAUGCACCCAAGACAUGCAUACGAAUCCACUUCUCGCCCCACCAGCCAUCACAGCAACCGCCAAUUCCCUGCGCCAGAACAGUACGGAUAUGAGGGAGAUGUGCUGCGUCAUAGUCAUGGACACGAAGCUGCUCAAUACUCCCCUCAUUCAUCUACGAGAUCGUACAAUCACUCUCCCGUAGAUUACGCGCAUGGCGCUCCUCCUGCCCCGGAACCGGAACAUCACUACCGUCUGCAUAGCAACUCGGUAGCGAGCAUCAACAGCCGGCAUCGCAAUUCCAUUGCGCACGAAAACUUCCACCCGGAAUAUGCAGCAAUGCAGCCCCGCGUGGACGACGAAGAAGAGGAGGGACCUCCACCUCCGCCGCCAGCCCAUCGGUCAGGCCUGGUCCAGCCGAGUCAACAGUUAGUACCGUCACCAACUUCCUCGUACAAGGCUUACUCUCCAGAGUUUGCACCGUCCCCCCGCAAUACCAACGACAUGACCGCGCUCCAGCCGCUUCGCCCAUCGCACGGGAACCGCCUACAGGACCACCCUCGUAUGAAGAAUCCAUCGGUGCCGCGCAGCCUGGUCGCCGGCUUUGACCCGGCCAUUGCCGAGGUGGAGGCCUCCCGUACCGCGCGGGAAAGCCAAGUGAACCGCCGGCGUAGCUUCUUCGAGGAGGACGCCAUGAUUCGGACUGCCGAAUCGAAUUCUGCCUCACUACCUUACCCUGACGACACCGAUCCCCGUCGUUCCUUGGUUCUUAGGAAGUCUGUCAGUUCCGAGUCUCGCAUCGUCCCUCGGCGCAAGUCGGUCAGUCCGCGACCACCCUCCACGGCGGAACGCCAGGUGUCCCAGACCCCCUUCUCACCAGACUCGUACGAUGCGCUGAAUCCAAACGCGGCACGGUCUGCCGUCACCCGCGACACGGCACCGGCGUAUGAGACAGUCGCACAGGCAAUGCAGACGGCCCGGCUCAACGAGAUGAAGCCGGAUACCUCAGGACCAAUCAUUGGUGACGAUGGGCGCGAGAUUGAUCCCUCGGAUCACCUUCCUUCUGACACUUGGGCGCCAGAACCGGAACGCAAGAACAGAAAGCCCGAGGUGAUUCUCCGCUUCAAGCAUCCUUCCACCAGGGAGGUGGGAGGACCCCGUCCCCGGUCCAGCGGGACAUCCGCUGUUGCAGAGUACGAGCGUGGUCGCCAGGAGUACGGAGGAUAUGGACAUGGACGAAAUUAUAGCACGACUGAGGCGGCACGGCCGCGAUCUUCGCACCGAAAGUCCGUCUCGCCAGCGCCGAGUGCGCGCUCCUCGCACUCUGUUUCCAGCCUGUACGCCAACGUCGGGCCACCCAUCCCGGCCAAAGUACCUAUUGCACCUCCAGCGGGCCCAAGCUACCCCGUGACGGGCGGCCACACCGGCAUGGAUGCACUGAGCCGGGAGCUGAACAGCAUUGACCUGGGGUCUGUGGGGUGUAGCGUCGUCCGAGCGCCGCGAAAAUACGUUCCCAAGACGAUAACGUACGCUAUGUGA